AUGCCUCCCAGCAGCCGCCGCCGUGUCCCGGAGCAACCGGACCCGCUUACGUCGCGGUCACAGCGGACGCAGAAUCCGCAGGGCGGAUCCAGCGCCAUCGCCGCCGCGGCGUCGGCGGCUCCAACAAGCGCGGCGCAAGCGUCCGCACCGAAGCCAAAAUCUCCGGGGCGGGCAAUGCCGGAGCCACUCUACUCCACUACAACGAAACCCGACAUGGACCAGUUGAGCGCGUUGGUCCCAGCCCUCAGCCUGGACGACAUUUUGUCAGGGAAGCCAUUGCCCCUGGACCUAUCGACCGGGGUUCCUGGGAAUGAUUUUCCCGCCAUUGGGGACUUUGGCACGGUCGUGGGGCCUGGGUCUGGUGACGCGUUGCUAUCCGCCGACAGGCACAACCGCUCCGGCCUGACACGCCGCGCACUGCGGCCCUGGGAAAGGGCCGCGUCCCCGUCUGCGUCUUCCGGACCACCGCCGCCUCCCCGGCCGACCCCGGCAGUGGCAGCGAUUGAGGGAGUGCCGGCGGUGGCGGCGCCCUCGCCUACGGCCGCGGCUCCGCAUGAUGGACUCCAAGCGGCGCGGACACCCGCUGCCGCUAGCGCUGCUUCUGACGCGCGUGACCAUAAGGGCUUCGUGGGCGCGCGGCGUGGGCCAUACCCAGAGGCUCUCUGGCCGCCAUCAUCCAGUGCUGACCACGUAAGGCCAACCUCCCCGUCCUCUUCUGCGAAACCCACAGUCAGUCAUGCAGACAUCGGCGCCUCCAGUGCAGUCAUCAGCUCCCGGGCUCCCACGUCGAUGUUGUCACCAAAUCCCACGAGACAACCAGCCCCUGGGCCGGCGGGUUCGGGGUUCAAGGUUGACCAGCUCGCAGGCCAGCGUACUCCCUCUGCCACUGCUUCCGCUCCCCCCUCCCCCUCCGACAUGUCUAGCUCUCAUGGUAGUACGCCUUCCCCCUUCUUUCCUACCGCGCCCUCCACCGCGCCCUCUUCCGCACGUCCAUCAGUGCAAGCUGUCACACCAACGACAGCUACGGAGCUUGUGGGUCAUUUGGCAGCCGGAGCACCCCAGCCCGCCUUGUUGCCAAGGCCGGUCAAUAGACAGCGGCGAGGGCCCAGGCAGCUGGCAGUGCCGCCGGAUCCUCAGGCAGCGGCCCUAUCGGAAGCACCGUCAUCUUCACUGACUGUUGGGGCUGAUGCGGGCGGACACGGUGGUCUUGUGGCAGAGGUGGAGUGGUCUGCGCUUGGUGCGAACUUGCUUGAGUUUGCUGGCGCUGCACCGCUGGGGCUCAUAUUCGCGGUUAGGGCUGAUGCAACGAUGGCACAGCCAGCAACCGGCGAAGUGUUGCGUUCGACACGUGCGCCGCGGGCUGAGCGUGUUCGCAGCAAGGAAUGGAUGGCAGCGGCGCAGGCGGUGGAGACUCACGUGGCUGGCGCAGGCCUGGCGGGGACGGCUGGCAACGGCAGCACUGGCGGCUCAGUUGCUUGGGAAGCACAACUCGCACCAAGUGCGAGUGCGGGGGUUGGACACCUUGGUUUCGACAACAGCGGCGUUCCAGGUGUAGCGCAACGCAACGAAGGUCUGGUUUCGGGGCACGUGUUUGAACCCUGGCGUCGGCAUUCGACUGUUGUGUCACGGGAUCAGGGGCCAUGGCGGAGGCACGGUGGUGACGGCGGGCAUGGUAUGGGAGCUGCAGCAGCCGGAUCAGGGGUCAUGAUGCCGGGCAUGAAUAUGGAGCCGCGGGGGGUACUCGUGCUGCACGAAGAACCGCUUCGUGAUGCGCUUGACGCGGCGAUGGCGGCUGCCUUCCCGCUGCCCUCCAGGGAGCAGCUGCCUGAGGUGGUGGACCGAAAUAACUGGCGUCUGCAUGCCGCAGUUUUGUUCCCGGCGCUGUAUGACGCGGAUUGGCACAGCUGCCUGUUCGAUUUCUUUUUCGAGCUGUGGCCGGAGGUUGGCCGCGCGCACGUGACCGCUGGUGGGCCCGGUAGCAGCCGCCGGCUGUUGCUAACCAGCGAGGUUGAGGUGGCGGAAGCGCUGGCUGCAGAAGCCGCUGGUGCAGCGACGGGGCCGAAGGUGCAGCCUUCACCGCCGCCGGCCCGGGUGCAGCUCGCCGCGCGGCUUCUGGACGAUGCCUACGCCUUCGCGGCGCGGUGUUUUGCCUCUGUGGACUUUGCCGUACGCAGCUCGGUGGUGAUUUCGGCGCUAGACUGUAUGGACGACCAUGAUGCGCUGUUGGAGCACAUGGCGGCGAGGUUGCCUCCGCUGAUGGUGCAACGGCUGAUGGUGCCGCUAGCGUCUCGCUUCCAGCCGCCAUGGGUGGUGCAGGAGUUGCUGGCGGCAGUGGUGGAGUCGCACCCGGGCUAUGCGCCUGUGGCGAGCGUCCCGCGACGGUGGCGGGAGCUCAUGGGGCAGCUGGCGGCGGCAGAGGUGGUGCACCCUGGGGGGGGCCUCGGAGUGGUCCUUACGGCGCUGGAGUUCGAGGAGGUGCAGCAGCCCGGGGAGGUGCAGCAGCGCCAGGUGUCUGCACACCCGAAAGACACAGAGGCAAGGCUUCAGGAAGCAGCUGCGAGUCAGGACAGGACGCCGCCGCCGCCUCGGCGCUGACGGCGGACGUGCGACCCGGCAGCCGUGAUUUUGGAUGCGACGGCGAGGGUUUCAACGAAAGCCAGCGGCACUGGUUGGGACGGCGAUAGGGAGAGCAGAGAGGGAGAGGCGGCAGCGGAGGCGCAGCAGACGAGCGCACAAGUGGGCGAUGCAGCCGGCUCAGUUGGCGAAGGAGGAAGGCGGCCUCGUGGCGCCCGGCGGCCGGGGUCGGGUCGCAGCAGGGGCAGCAGGGCCGGUGCAUUGGAAGCCUCCCCGGCGUCCCCGGAGGAAUGCGAGCCCCUUCACGCGAUAGAGCAGGCGCAGCAGCAGCAGCAGCGGCGUGGACGUGGGCGGCGGAAAAUGGUGUCUGCUGCAGCAGGCGGUUGUGAAUCCCCGCCCUGAGGUGACGGAACCAGAUCAGUGUAAGAAGGUAGUUGAAUGCAAGAGUGGUUCGGGUGGUGAAGCCUGGUACACUGGGUGCUGGCUGGUUGAUUGUGUGACUAGCUGGCCGGAUGACUCUGCCGUAUCGUUGGCAAUCACAUGCAAUCUACUCCCUAGACACGGAAAGCUGCAGCAUCCGUAAUGUAAUGUCGAGGCGGCUG
Messenger RNA from Volvox carteri f. nagariensis, 3176 nucleotides. RefSeq lists its product as uncharacterized. Bases 1 to 2595 code for a protein of 864 amino acids. The record is from RefSeq and is a predicted model, not a curated record. The transcript has 3 exons. Lineage: Eukaryota; Viridiplantae; Chlorophyta; Chlorophyceae; Chlamydomonadales; Volvocaceae.